ACCGAAGUGUUCUUCCCAAAAGUCAGGGCUACUGUUAAUGUUAUCACGUUAUGCAAUAGAGUUUCUUGAAAAAGGGGGAAAAACAUGUCUGAUACGAAACCUGAACCAAAGCGAGAGGGAACUAUGAAGACAACUAGCAAGGAAGGAGAACAGUACUUGAAAGAAGUGUGGAACUACACACCAAGUUGGAGCAAAGGAAGCAGCAGUUCAUCUGGAAGUGGGAAAAAGGAAGAUAACACAGAAUCUAACCAGAAAGGUCAGGUAUCAGCUGAGAACACAGAUGGUAACGGUGCUGUGGAAGGGCCAGUAGCAAAGAAAGCAAAGCUAGUCAAGGACCAUACAAUGGUGGAAACAGCAACGACAGGAAAGAAAUUCCUCGGGAAAGAAGUGUUAGAAGAAACGAGAUCAGCAACUCGAGCCAUUCGUGACACAGCUAAAGUUUCACUAAAGAGGUUGGGAACAAUGGCUAAAACAGCUCAAGAAGGUGAAGCCUUGCUGAAAGACUUGGGAUACCCAGAGGAAGGUGGGAAAGCAGAUAAACGACAAACCCGGUCACAAACCCGUGGUGGUAAUCAACAGUCUCCUUCAUCCCAAAAAAAGACACCAACAAGGGAGUCUACCAGACAGAGUCGAAGGGGUGGACCACAGAAAGAUGACCAGGAGGAAUCAUCAGAAGAGAACGAAGAUGAUGCUGAUCAGAAAGAAUUGAAGAGCAAAAAACGAGAAGAUUCUGCAGCAGACUCGAAUCAGGACUGAUUCCAUGUUUCCAGACUGCAGUAAAAAAAUAAUGUUUUAAUGUAGUAGAAAAGAACAGAAAGCAGUUUAGAAAAACCUAGAAAUCAUGAUUUCUUUUUUUAUUUUCUGUCAUGAAACUGCUGAUAGAUAUGCAUGAAUUUAAAGUCAUUUUUAUAUGUGUUGUGUGUUUGUACAGUUUGUGGUACAGUAGGAUUUAGCAUUUUAUCUGUCUUAAGGACUGUUUCCUCUUCCCUGUUCGGAUGUAUGGGACAUUUCUAUCAGUUUUAGGUAGAUCUUGCUUUUGGUUUAAUAUCUUUAUGUUUUGGGGUAUCUUUUCUCAUAGCUUCUCUGUGUACUAUAAAGACCUACUAAUUUAAGCAAAAGUCACCUGGGUCACUGAUAGGGAAAGAACACAAAUGUGUAAGUUGAAUUGAUAGACUGAUUUAACUGAAAAUUAAUCAGAUUAGUUUGGAUUUUGAGUUUUAUAUACUUAUCUGCUUGCUUAAAGAAGUUAAAAAAAUGUUCAAAACGUUUACUGAAUAAGUAAGAUUAUGCAUCAUUAAUUAAAAUAAAAUACACUGUUCAAGUGUUUACAGCUUAUUUACCAAUCUAAGAACAUUUAUGUAGUUAUUAAAUAUUGUAUCGGGCACAUUGAUGGUAUUUUUCAUGAACAGUUUUUGCCUCCCAUCGUGGCUUUAUUGUGUGGCAUUUGAAAGUCAGUGUUGAAAAAAUAUCAAACUUAAGCCCAACGCAUUACCUAAGAAACCCAUAGGAAGAGACCUGCCUAUAAAACAAUGCUUUAGCUAUCUUUGAUUUCUUGGUUUUUUAAAAAAACAGGGACAAGCAUGUUUACUACUUGAACAAAAUUGUUUCCUGGUGCUUUGAUAUAUUUAUUUUUAUCACAUAUUUUUCACAUUCAUGAAUCGUUUUACUACUCAAAGUGUCAUUGUAUUUUUCCAAAGCGAGGAAGCUCAAAGAUCCUAAUUAAAGUUUUGUGUACAAACUCAGAGCAAGACUUUUCUGCUUUAUUUGAUGUUCCUCUGGUCAGGUUCUUUAUCUACAGGUGAAUUGUGUGUUGUUUCUAUAACUAGUUGGAUUAUAUUUUGUUACAACUCCAGGAUGGUAAAGUAUUGUUCCUGUAGCUCUAGUCUGAUUACGUAUUCCACAACCAAGAGAAAAACACACAGGUUUCUGGUUGUAUCAUUGCUGUAAUUCCAGGAUAGUAAUGUGUUGUUUCAAUAGCUCUGUUAAGAUUAACAAACACAAAAACUGAUGUUUUUUGUUCUAAUAUAGUAGCACAAUGUCCCUGAAAGUAAAUUAUACCUCUAGUAUAGUUAAGUAUUCCAAAACUAGUUUCUGGCUAGGUACUGUUGCUAUAACUCCAAGUUUUCAAUAGAUUGCUCUUGUAGUUAUGUUAUGUUGGAUAUUGUUUUGUAUUAUUAAUAUCUAUCCCAAUGUUUUAUUUUUAUUUUCUUGCAAACUUUAUAGAACAAUUUUAUUUGUUUAUAAAAAACAGAUUCCACAAAAGAACCUAGAACUGGGUUCUAGUAGGGACAGAUGACAAUUUGGGUUUAACCUAGAACUAGGUUCCAGGAGGAACAGCUGACAAGAAUUGGGUUUAACCUAUAACUAGAUUCCAGUAGGAACAGCUGACAAUUUAGGUUUAAUCUAGAACUAGGUUCCAGUAGGGACAGCUGACAAUUUGGGUUUAAUCUAGAACUGGGUUCCAAUAGGGACAGCUGACAAUUUGGGUUUAAUCUAGAACUGGGUUCCAGGAGGAACAGCUGACAAUUUGGACUUAACCUAGAACUAGGUUCCAGUAGGAACAGCUGACAAUUUAGGUUUAAUCUAGAACUAGGUUCCAGGAGGAACAGCUGAUAAUUUGGGUUUAAUCUAGAACUAGGUUCAAGUUAGAACAGCUGACAAUUGGGGUUUAAUCUAGAAUUAGGUUUAAGUAGGAACAUUUGACAAUUUGGGUUUAAUCUAGAAUUAGGUUUAAGUAGGAACAGCUGACAAUUUGGGUUUAAUCUAGAACUGGGUUCGAGUAGGAACAGCUGACAAUUUGGGUUUAAUCUAGAACUGGGUUCCAGUGGGAACAGCUGACAAUUUGGGUUUAACCUAGAACUAGGUUCCAGUAGGAACAGCUGACAAUUUGGGUUUAACCUAGAACUGGGUUCCAGUAGGAACAGCAGACAAUUUGGGUUUAACCUAGAACUAGGUUUAAGUAGGAAAAGCUAACUAUUCUACUUCUCACAUACGGCUAACAAGGACCUGUUAGGUUUUUCAAAGCUGUCCCUCAAGAACAAGAAAGGAAAAAUUAAAGAUAGGUUUUAUUUUUUGACAUAAGUGGUAAUGUUAUCAGAACUGUUAUUUGAUAUUGUCAUACAGAGUAAGUGACUGUACAAAUACAUUAGUUAUCACCUUCCUGAAUUAUUUACAAAUCUACAUUACAUGGAUGUUAACUAUAUGGCUUCAUCAACACUUAGGAUAAGUCAAACAGUCUUAAGACAUUUUAAUUCAUCAUUGUUGACUAGACUAUUGUAAUUCCUAUAAAAGCAACUAAAGAAUAAGCAAUCAAAGAUUUUUUAUGCUAGGCCUUUGGCUAUGGGUGGCAUUAAAAGAGUGACAGUCAGAUUCCACUAUUCAGUGAGAGCAAUCAAGAGUUGGCAGUGGGUGUUGCUGACUAGCCUUUUUUCUAUCAAUUUAAAAUUAGGAACAGCUAAUGCAGAUAGCCCUCGAGUAGCUUUAAGUGAAUGUCUGAAACAGAUACUUCAAUAUUUUAAUUCCACCUGACAAAUAUAUAAAAAAUGAGUAACAAGAUCUCCCACCAAAACCAAUCAUAAAUUAUACCAAUUAUUAUAGAAGGUGUUAACGCUCCUUCAUUCAUUAAAGGUUUAUGAUUUUAUCUGUUGAAAGGUAGCUUAUUUUCAUACACAGACUUACGCUCUUUUAUUUAAUUCUUUAUAUCAGCCAUUUUAGGUUUUAAAAUUUUCUAUAUUUUGAUUAAAUGCAGAGAUUUUGUUGACUUUCAUUAGCAGCUAUGUUUCAUAUAUAUAUAUAAUUGUUAUUUUGUUAAAACUUAAGUAUGAAAAUACGUUCUUAUGUUUAAUCUGUAUUAUGAGUUUGAAUUAUUGUUCAAGUAUUUUGAAUGAAAUUUGUUUUAGCUUUAAUUGUGAUUUAUGGAAGAUGAAAAGUAAGAUUUUGUAUUUUUGAUCGUUGCCAAGUGUAUUUUUUAUGUAUAUUUUUGUGCUACAAUAGUUAGGCAGAUUUUCAUUCUUUCAAAACAUUCAAAUAAAAUGACCCCCCCCUUUUUUUUGUUACCUUAAAUCCCACAAAGAAUAUUUUAUUUUCUAGCCCUUCGUGACUAGAUUUUCAUGGGUUUGUUGUAUUGAAAGUUGAUGGUUUACGUUUUACUUGUACUCUCUAUUUUCUCAAAAAAAAUUAUAUUUUUGGGAUCUAACUUAAGUUGAUAUACUUUUAUAACUAGAAACAUCUGUGAUUGUUGGUACUUAAGCAUAUGCAAUUUUGUGAUUUUAUGAGCUUAUAAUAUUUUAAUUUUUUCUGCUGUGUUGUUUAUGAUUUUUCUGAACUAUAUCGCAGUGCUUCUGUUUAAGUUCAGAGAUAAACAAAUCAUUAUUAAAAACAAUAAAUAUAAGGGUUUUUUUUACAAGUAAUUAAAUUUAAUUUGCUGAAAUGUAUUUUUUCAGACAUUUGUACUUACAUUUUGGUUUAGUAGAUAUAAGAAAUGUUUUUGUUGGUUUUUUUAAAAUCUAAACAUGGCCUUUCAUUUGUGCUCAUUUAGGUAAAAUAUGGUUGUUCAUCUUACACAAUUAACUUAACAGUCAAAAACUAUUUGUAACAUUGUUUAUUAAACACAGAAGUUGACACAAAGAAGUGACAGAUUUAUGCACUUGUGGCACUAAAGUAGUCAGAACUCAUCAGUAAAGUUCAUCUUAUUCCCAGCUUAUAACAAUGAACUAAAGAGAGUGACAGAAGAAUUGUCAAGAAAAGGUUAAAUUCCUAAUAGAAUUGAACAACAGAAAUAAAAUAAAAAUACCAUGUAAUAUUAAGGUACAUAUUGUAGGUUUUGUAACUCCUAUAAUUAGUCCCUAAACAUUAAUACAUUAAUUUAUGGCAAAAGGAGCAAACAUGAUUCUUUAGACCAAGGAUUAAAUUUAACUUUAUGAAUGGUAUAGAAGGAAAAAUCAUACGGUUUAAAAUGUUUCAAAGCAAACACAUUUUUUGUGAUGUUAUAUAAUAGACCAAAAUUGUGGUUCAAAGCUCAGUUUGUUUUUGUGAGAGUUACUGUGUUGAGUUUGUUUAAUCUUCAAUAUUACUCUGAGACAACACAUCAUUGUUACAAGAAACCCUCAUAUUUAAUGUACCAGAUAUUUUAUAAACAUUUUGGCUGAAAACAGUUAGUUAUAAUGAAAGUACACAAUACAUUACAGCCAUGUUUAAUAAAGCUACAUAACACUACAGUCAGUGUUUUUAAAGGACAUUACAGCCAUGUUUAAUAAAGCUACAUAACACUACAGUCAGUGUUUUUAAAGGACAUUACAGCAAAAAACGUUUUUUAAAAUUAUAACUGAUUUGACAGCUGACUACUUUUACACUUUCUGUUGUAGUUAAUAUGCAUCGUAGGUACAGUGCAUUAGGGUAAUGGAUCACAAAGAUGGCAAACGUGGCAUGUUCUUUUUUUUUUUGUGUGUGUUCAUCACAUACUCUGCCAGUUACUACCGUUUCCAAUCUUCCUGGUAUCAGAUUGAAAAUCUGAAAGUUGAAAUCAGCUCAACUAAUGUAACUAAACUGUUUACUAAUAAUUUCUAUUGUGCUUUUUCGAUUAUAAUAUUUCAUAAUUUUUUUUCAGCCACAUUUUUAGUAAAAUAUCCUACUUUUUCAUGGCCAUGGAUCUUAAAACAGGUUAGAAACAUUAAAUUAUACAGUUAUCUAACAUUUACAAUACAGUUCCAGAAACUACAGCCUUCUAGUUUUAUCAAAGCCUUUUACAGAGAGAGAGACCAUAGUUAUAGAUCAUUACAUCACUUAGCAACCAAUGAUAACCUGUAGUAAAACAACAUUACAGAAAUUAACAGGUUUUAUGUACCAAUUGUUUCUCAGUGAAAUUAUUACAUUACAUCUCUUAGCAACAAAUUAUACUCCAAAAAUAAUCUGUAGUGAAACAACAAUACAUAACAAAUUUACAAUACUUAAUAUUACAUAGGAAACUAAAACAAUUGUUCAGGAAAUUUUUACAUACAGUAUCAAAAUAUUAUACUAAAGAAAUAGUUUUAACUGAUUAAAAAUUUAUUCUAUUAAUGUAAGCCAACUGCUGUUAAUUGGGUUAUAGAUUAAUACACUAUGGUGCAAUACUAUAGUAGGCUAUUGCAGUAACAAUUUCUUUUAUUUAUUUUUUGUUUGCAGUUUAAUGUAAUCAAACUGUGUUGUACAUUUAACAGUUGUAUAAUUUAGUGUUGUAUUCAGUUUUGGUGAAACUACAGUCGUGCGUAAUGGCACUACAAGCCACCUCUCAUUAUUGAGUAGUGACGUGAAGCUUUACAAAGGCGUCUGUAACGAGGAAUACUGUAAGUAUCUUUGUUGCAAAAAAAACAACAUGUUUUACUGGCACAACUUAAAGAGAUGGUUUUGGUUUUGAUGAAUCAUAAAAAUCUGUUCAUGGGAAAAAAUAGGCUUAACAAAGAGAACUCAUUUAAGCCUAUUUCAUGCUUCUUAAUGUGAUGUCAAAAUCCUAUAAUUCAUCCACACAGAAAUCAUUACUGUAGUGAAAUGGGUUGAAUUAUCCAGUCCAAUACUAACACAUCAAAUUAUACUUAGAAGAGAUGCUUGAGUUUCUUCACGUUAAAUAUCAUGGUUCAUCGUAGCACACUAGAUAUCUUUCAUCCUGUUAAAAACAGUAACAUAUCUUGAUAUUUGAAGGUUGGAGAGUAAAGCUUUACAGAAAACUUGUGCACAAAACAUUCCCAGUGAGGAUAAAAACAUCAAGGUUCCUCGCACAAUCAGUGUAGCAACGUGAUGUCUGUCAUAACUAUUACUAAUUAGUUCAAUGUGUGUAUGUGUAUACUUUACUACAAGUUAAUAAUACUUUAGGUACGGCUUGAGGUCGUGUGGUAUGUGUAGAACUAAGGAACGUGUCAUUCUUAUUCCUGCAAGUAUUUUCAAGUUUGAAGGAAAAAUUUGUAUCAGUUUUGGUAGCUGAAAUGUAAGUUUUAGUAUUGGUAUUUUGUUGUGAAGUGAAAAAAGGUUUUGGGAGCUCGGGCUCUUUGGGCAAUGAAGUUAAAAAGACUGAUUGUACUUCAAAACUUGUUACAAAGUUAAUCUGCUUUUUGAAAUUGUUUUAUGAUAAAUACUAUGUUUGCUUUUUUAUCCAUGAAGACCAAUGGAAUCAUUGAAAAUGAUCUACAACAGGUGGUUCUAGAAACUGCUCAAGCCCUUUUGUUCACUUACUCUAUGUGGAUGCGUCUAUUUCUUAUACAAGUUUUAGUACUCAAAUUUGGCUAAUGACACUUGGAUCCUGAAAAUUUCAAUGUUGGUGUUUUUUCCUUUUCAUCCAGUGAAGAAAUUUAGCUGAUUUGUGAUUUGAAUUUUAAUAAAAACAAGAAUAAAUGUUGUGUCUUCACGAGA
Limulus polyphemus (Atlantic horseshoe crab) is the source of this 7377-nucleotide messenger RNA. RefSeq names its product nucleolin 1-like. Bases 85 to 756 code for a protein of 223 amino acids. The transcript has 6 exons. Lineage: Eukaryota; Metazoa; Arthropoda; Merostomata; Xiphosura; Limulidae. The record is from RefSeq and is a predicted model, not a curated record.